Messenger RNA from Solanum lycopersicum (tomato), 2179 nucleotides. Its product is annotated as beta-glucuronosyltransferase GlcAT14A-like. The record is from RefSeq and is a predicted model, not a curated record. Gene Ontology annotation, cellular component: membrane. Gene Ontology annotation, molecular function: glucuronosyltransferase activity. Lineage: Eukaryota; Viridiplantae; Streptophyta; Magnoliopsida; Solanales; Solanaceae.
AUUGGCAAUUUUAAACCUGUCUCUGUUACAUGAAAUAUAAUUGCAAAUGAAAGAGCAUUGAUAAUCACAUUGACUUAAUCUAUAUACAAAAAAAAUAAUUCAGAUACUUGGGAGCCUCAUGGAAUUAGGUUAGACAUACUUUCUGAAACACACUUUUAUUUGACUAACUAAUAUAGAUACACCACGAUCUGUCACAUCACGCAAGUGAUCUCAAACUAUUGUAGGAGUAUGAUACUCUUAAUAAAAUGCCAAGAGAAAAGUUGAAAAACAUCCCUAAGUUUUAACGAAAAUUUAAGAGUGUAGUUCAUUCAUAUUACAAGAUUGGUGGUUUAUUUAUGUUCAAUUAGUGGUGUAAAGGGGUGUUUUUUAGGUUUGUUAAUAGUUCGUGGAUGAAACUAAUAAUUCCCCGCUUGCUUGAGAAGACUUGUCUAACACAUGACUGAUGAUGAAUGGUUGCAUAUAAAGUUCCAACAAAAGUGACAAAAAAUUUUACCCAUCUAGCUGCAUUGUUUUGACCUUUUACUAUUCCUUCACUUGAAAGAAAAUAAUUAUUAGAGUUUUAGUUUGAAGCGGCAUUUGCCUUGUCAUUAAGAAAAAAACAUGGAAAUUUGGUGUUAGUUGUGGCGUAAGUUUUCAUCAACAUAGCAUUCAUUAACUAACAAUCAUUAAGAUGUCACACAUGACCUAACAAGUCCCACAAGCCAGCUUUUGCUUGCUCUAAUUAGCAACCCUUUCAGUAUAUACUGUUAAGAUCAAAUAUUCAACAAAUAUCCAUGAUGAUGCUUAAGAUGUUAAGUUCCUGGAAUUGGAGAACUCGUGUACGGCUCUCAGUUUUCGUUGCAGCUACUUUGCUACUUUUAUUGGUAGGAUUCCUCUGUAGCAGAUUUGAUGAUGAUCAGUACAGGACGUUGAUGAAUAAUAUUCCAGAUGAUCACUCAAACGUAGACACAUCAACGACUAUAAAGAUGAACCAUCCGUCUAAAGGAAGGUCUAGUGAUACACCAAUCCUGGCUUAUUGGAUUUUCGGUUUUAGAGGGGAAAGUAAAAGAAUGUUGAGGCUAUUAAAAGCGGUGUAUCACCCAAGAAACCAGUACCUUUUGCACCUUCUCGAUGGAGAUGGAUAUGAGGAGAGGAUGGAAUUAGCUGUUUCAGUUGAAUCUGAACAUGUGUUUCGAGCAUUUGGGAAUGUGAAUGUUGUUGGUAAAAGUUAUGCUGUGGAGGAAUCAGGCGCCUCUGCUCUUUCUGCUAUGCUUCAUGCCUCCGCCUUGCUCCUUCGAAUCAGCCCCCUGUGGGACUGGUUUUUCACCUUAAGCUCUUCCGAUUACCCUCUUUUUACUCAAGACGAUAUCUUAUUUGCUCUCACUUCCUUGCCAAGGGAUCUCAAUUUCGUAGGCUUCACCAAUAGAACUAUUGAUCGAAACAGGCAACACAACGUCAAUCGGAUUGUUGUUGACCCCAGCCUACAUCUGAAACAUGCUACUCCCCUUUACUAUGCUGUAGAGACUAGAGAAAUGCCAACAACUUUUGAUAUAUUCCAAGGUUCUCCAUGGAUGGUAUUGAGCAGAGGGUUUAUGGAGCAUUGCAUCAAAGGUUGGGACAAUUUCCCUAGGAAGUUACUUAUGUACUACGCCAACGUAGUGUCCCCUCUAGAAUCCUACUUCCACACUGUACUAUGCAAUUCCCCAGAAUUUAGAAACAGAAUAGUAAACCAGGAUCUCAGGUGUUCCGCGCCAAUAAAUGUUUCAAACUACUAUGACAAUCUUGUGAACGAAUGGGCAAUAUUUGCUAGGCCAUUUAAAGAAGGCGAUCCUACUUUAGACGAGCUAGACAGGGAUAUCCUAGAUCGCCAGCCCCAUGGGCUGGUGCGCGGGAAAUGGUGCUAUAAUAGAGGACACAAUUAUUCUUCUUCUUGUAGUUCUAAUUCCGGUACUAAUUGGGAUGACAUUGACUCAUUAGAUCCUGGAAUUUAUGGCCAAAAGCUUCAGAAUAUUCUGUCCAAUUUUACUGUUGGAGACCAUCAUAUGGUAACCAAUAAUUCAUGUUAAUAUAUAUACUACUCCAUAUUUGUUUCCAAAAUGAUGUGUAGUUGUGUACUCUACUACUCUUUAUAUUUUCUGAUGGACAAUUUUCAGCGUCUUGUUCUUUUUUCAGCUACGGAAUAAGAAGGGCAAGUUACACA